GUACCCUCUACCUUCUUCUUCUUCUUCUUCUUCCACUCACUAACCAAAUCUAGAAUCAAUAACCAAUAAAAAACCUAACUUUCUCUGUCAAUGGCUUUCUUCUUCUUCUACUUUUUCUUCCUCUUGACUCUUUCUUCUCCUUCUUCUUCUUCUUCCUCUUCAAACUCCUUGACUUACAUCGUCCACGUCGACCAUGAAGCUAAACCUUCAAUCUUCCCCACUCACCGUCACUGGUACACUUCCUCUCUUGCCUCACUCACAUCUUCUACUCCCUCCAUUAUCCACACAUACGACACCGUUUUCCAUGGCUUCUCCGCUAGACUCACUUCUCAAGACGCUAGUCACCUCUUAGACCAUCCUCAUGUCAUCUCUGUUAUACCCGAGCAAGUCCGUCACUUGCACACCACUCGUUCCCCUGAGUUUCUUGGUCUUAGGUCCACCGACAAAGCGGGUCUACUUGAAGAAUCUGAUUUCGGGUCGGAUCUUGUUAUCGGAGUUAUCGAUACUGGUAUUUGGCCUGAAAGACCUAGCUUUGAUGACCGUGGUCUUGGUCCUGUUCCCCUUAAAUGGAAAGGCCAAUGUAUCGCUUCUCAAGAUUUUCCGGAGUCGGCUUGUAACCGUAAACUCGUCGGAGCUAGAUUCUUCUGCGGUGGUUAUGAAGCAACCAACGGGAAAAUGAAUGAAACGACGGAGUUUCGUUCUCCGCGUGACUCCGAUGGACAUGGGACUCACACAGCUUCAAUCUCCGCCGGCCGUUACGUUUUUCCGGCGUCAACUCUCGGCUACGCUCGCGGCGUCGCUGCUGGGAUGGCUCCGAAAGCUAGACUCGCCGCUUACAAAGUCUGUUGGAACUCCGGUUGUUACGACUCCGAUAUCCUAGCCGCUUUUGACACCGCCGUCGCCGACGGUGUCGAUGUCAUCUCUCUUUCCGUUGGAGGCGUCGUGGUUCCUUAUUACCUCGACGCUAUCGCCAUUGGAGCUUUCGGAGCUAUUGACAGAGGAAUAUUCGUCUCUGCUUCGGCCGGAAACGGAGGUCCCGGUGCUUUAACGGUGACGAAUGUUGCUCCGUGGAUGACAACAGUCGGAGCUGGAACAAUCGAUAGGGAUUUUCCGGCCAAUGUGAAACUCGGUAAUGGGAAGAUGAUUUCUGGUGUUAGUGUAUACGGUGGACCGGGUCUGGAUCCGGGUCGAAUGUACCCGCUUGUUUACGGUGGCAGUUUACUCGGCGGCGAUGGUUACUCUUCGUCUCUGUGUCUUGAAGGCUCGUUGGAUCCGAAUUUGGUUAAGGGAAAAAUCGUUCUUUGUGACAGAGGAAUCAAUUCUAGAGCAACCAAAGGUGAAAUCGUACGGAAAAAUGGAGGCUUGGGGAUGAUUAUAGCGAAUGGUGUGUUCGACGGAGAGGGUUUAGUCGCUGAUUGCCACGUGUUACCGGCGACAUCGGUUGGUGCUUCUGGAGGAGAUGAGAUUCGAAGGUAUAUCUCUGAAUCAUCCAAAUCUCGUUCAUCGAAACAUCCAACGGCUACGAUUGUUUUCAAAGGGACUCGACUUGGGAUCCGACCAGCACCGGUUGUGGCAUCUUUCUCUGCUCGUGGGCCUAAUCCAGAGACGCCGGAGAUUCUUAAACCGGAUGUAAUCGCACCUGGUUUGAACAUUUUAGCUGCUUGGCCUGACCGGAUUGGGCCAUCUGGUGUUUCUUCUGAUAAUCGGAGAACUGAGUUCAACAUUUUAUCCGGCACUUCGAUGGCGUGCCCUCACGUGUCUGGUCUCGCUGCUCUGCUCAAGGCGGCUCAUCCGGAUUGGAGUCCGGCGGCAAUAAGAUCAGCCUUGAUGACUACGGCUUACAGGGUCGAUAACCGCGGUGAUCCAAUGAUGGAUGAGUCCACUGGCAAUACAUCUUCGGUUAUGGAUUAUGGUUCGGGUCAUGUUCACCCAACCAAAGCUAUGGAUCCGGGACUAGUCUACGAUAUAACACCUUAUGAUUAUAUCAACUUCUUGUGUAAUUCUAACUACACUGGAACCAACAUUGUGACAAUAACCCGUCGCCAAGCGGACUGCGACGGUGCGAGACGAGCGGGACACGUAGGGAAUUUGAACUACCCGUCGUUCUCUGUCGUGUUUCAGCAGUAUGGAGAGAGUAAAAUGUCGACACAUUUCAUCAGAACGGUGACAAAUGUAGGCGAUUCUGAUUCAGUCUACGAGAUUAAGAUUAGGCCGCCGAGAGGGACUACGGUGACUGUUGAGCCGGAGAAGCUAUCGUUUAGACGGGUGGGGCAGAAACUGAGUUUUGUUGUUAGGGUUAAGACCACAGAGGUGAAGCUGUCACCCGGAGCGACAAAUGUGCAGACUGGUCAUAUAGUUUGGUCAGACGGGAAACGAAAUGUGACAAGUCCCUUGGUGGUUACUCUUCAACAACCUCUGUGAAGGGUUUUAGGAUUUGGUGACCGGGAAAAUUCUGGUCUCUGUUUGUAUAAGUGAAAAAGAAAGAUCAUAAGUUGUUGUUGUCGUCGUCUAUGAUCUUUGUUGGGUGUUUGUGUAAUAUAAAUAUGUAUCUUUU
Messenger RNA from Arabidopsis arenosa, 2554 nucleotides. Lineage: Eukaryota; Viridiplantae; Streptophyta; Magnoliopsida; Brassicales; Brassicaceae. The record is from the annotation of a GenBank genome assembly.